ACAGUAGUUUUCGGAGCGCCGGUCAUGGCGGACCAAGAGGAGACUUUUGGCCUUCAAAACUCUCCCGGUGGCUCGGAUUCAAGGGAAUUACAGACCGAUAAUAAAUCAGAGAAACAAAACGGGACCUCAAGCAAAUCCCCAUCAUCGCAGACGACUUACAUUCAGCAGGGAAUGGAGGGAAUAAAAGUCUACCUGCACGAGAGGGAACUCUGGUCAAAGUUUCACGAGGUGGGGACUGAGAUGAUCAUCACCAAAGCUGGAAGGCGAAUGUUCCCCAGCUUCAAAGUGAAGGUCACGGGAUUAAACCCCAAAACUAAAUAUAUUCUCCUGAUGGAUGUUGUUCCAGCGGACGACCAUCGGUACAAAUUCGCCGAUAAUAAAUGGUCUGUGACCGGGAAGGCAGAGCCCGCCAUGCCCGGCAGGCUCUACGUUCACCCGGACUCUCCCGCCACGGGUGCGCACUGGAUGAGGCAGCUGGUCUCCUUCCAGAAGCUGAAACUGACCAACAACCACCUGGACCCGUUCGGACACAUCAUCCUAAAUUCGAUGCACAAGUACCAACCGAGGAUCCACAUAGUGAAGGCAGAUGAAAAUAACGGCUUUGGCUCCAAAAACACGGCCUUCUGCACUCACGUCUUCCCCGAGACAGCCUUCAUUGCGGUUACGUCCUAUCAGAACCAUAAGAUAACCCAGUUGAAGAUUGAGAACAAUCCGUUUGCAAAAGGCUUUCGUGGAAGUGAUGACAUGGAACUGCACCGGAUGUCCAGAAUGCAAAGUACCAAGGAGUAUCCAGUAGUGCCUCGCAGUACAGUGCGCCAGAGAGUGGGCUCCAGUCAGAGCCCGUUCAGUGGGGAAGUCCAGGGAAUGGCCACCCCGAGCACCCUGAGCUCCCAGUACUCCCAGUGUGAGAACGGCGUCACAAGCACCUCCCAGGACAUGCUGCCUCAGUCAGGCUCGUACCCCCUGCCACAUGAGCACGGUCAGGAGUACCACUGCAUCAAGAGGAAAGUGGAGGAUGACUGUCACUCAGGUGAGCACAGCUAUAAGAAGGCCUAUCUGGAGAGUUCAUCCAGUGAGGAGGACCAUUACUACCGCCCAGUUGGCUACACCCAGAGCCUCGGCCUGGCUGGCGGGCCCUACCGCAGUGAGUCCAGCCAGCGGCAGGCCUGUAUGUAUGCCAGCGCCUCACAGGGUGCUGAACCUGUUCCUAGUUUGGAGGACAUCAGCUGCAACACUUGGGCCAGCGUUUCACCCUAUGGGAGUUGCUCUGUCACCACCAUGCAGCCAAUGGAGCGGCUGCCCUACCAGCACUUCUCCGCUCACUUCACCUCAGGGUCUCUGGUGUCCAGACUUGGCGGGGUAGGGGGCCACGCCUCUCCGCAGCUGGGCGAUGGCCACCACCCUGCCAUGUACCAGAGCUCCAUGACCCACCAGACUCUGGGCCGCCAGUGCAGUCCUGGGGCUGGGAUCCAGUCGCCAACAGCUGGCCUACAGGGAAACGAGUACCUCUAUACACACGGCAUACCACGUACACUAUCGCCACACCAGUACCACACUGUACAUAGUGUCAGCAUCAUGCCAGAGUGGAACGAGAACAGCUAAAAGAGCUUUUUUCACACUCAAGAGAUAAAAGAUAUUAAAGAGAAAAACACAACAAAGGACCAAAAUAAGGCAGGGUUUAGAUGAAUUUAUAUUUAUAUUUUUAGAGGAUGUGUUGCUGAUCAUCUUAAUGAGAUGGAUAUUUGUACAAUGGUGUUGAGUAGGAAAGCAAGCAUCUUAUCACUUAAUUUGUUGUGACAGCAUCUGCACUUAUAAGCAAAUAUCAUAAACAUGAACAAAGAGGAGCUGGACCACAGCAUGCGCAAAGACUGCUUCAGCGCAGAGAAAGUGAACACAGUGGAGAUUCAGACACUGAACAGAAGAACAGAAAUGCUUUGCCAGCAGUCCCCUGGUUGAUGAUGUUCUUGUGCGGUGGUGUUCUUUGGAUGUCAAUGUUUCGGAGACAUGUGAAUAUAUUUUCAUCUUUUUUUAACAAGUACAAAACUCUUGUUUUGUAUUUCCCGCAUUUGUGUAAAAAAGGUUGUUUGUCUUCUGUCACAUUAUCCAGAGUUCUCAUUUUAGGCAUUUUUUUCUUUUUUGUAGUUAACAACUUACUUUGUAGUCAAAUUGCUAUAAGUGAAAAAAUAAUAAGCAGAUGGGAGCUUUUGUUGUGGCUCUUUGGUGAAUUUGCUUGCUCUUAAAUCUGUCAGGAGGGUGACUUUUUUUCCUGUUGCUGGGUACAUUUACAUGCACGUCAAGAAUUUAAUCUUAAUGCCAUUUCGAGAAACAUGACAAGUAGGACACCAUUUCAAUAAAAAAAAUGUUAUUCAUGCACAGACUUUUCAGGCAGACACCCCUCUUCAGCUAUACAAGAUGAAGUGCAACAAUGUAGCCAAUGACAUUAACAUGAAAUUAAAGAAUACAGUGAUAACCAGAUUUUUAACCUAAGUCGUAUUAUUUAAUCACCUACUUUAUACCUCUCAGUUUGCAGGGUGCACUGCACUUCAGAAAAGACGUGGCAGCAUCCCAGAAGAACUAAUAAUAAAAUGUUAAAGUAAAAAGCCCCACAGUGCCCACACGUUCAACCUGCUUACAUCCAGCUCUCCUAUUGCCAUUCAGGUAUAUUAAGCAAAAUUAUAAAUAACUAAAUUUAUUAAAAAUGUUAAUAAAUUCCUGCCAUUUAUUUUUGGUUGACUUGAGAUUAUUGGAUGUGGACACAUCGUCUUGUUCUUCCAUUAUGUAUCCUCAAGUCAUCAUGUUGUCAGAAACACAACACUGAAUGAAUGCAAAUGUCUCUCAGUGUCUACUGGAUGUAAUUAGGCAAUGGGUUGCUAACACAUUACAACUUUAUAAGGUGAUAAUAUGUCAAGGCUGUGGGUCUGUCACCUUGUUGUGGUGUUCUUCUGCCCCCAAGUGGCCAAAAAAAUCAUUAAUGCAGCUUUAAUUGAUGUAAUUAUUCUAUCACAGCUUUGUAACGAUUAGCAGUUGGAGUGUGACUGUCAUUCACUUGAAAAGGCAUGUGUUGAUCCCUGUUACAGUUUGACUUUGGUUUCACUGGAUAGUAUUGAGAAUGGUGCUGGAGAGGGAUUUAAGUCUACAAUAAAGAAACUGAUGAAUUCCAGGUCAUAAUAGUGUAGCAUUUUAAUAAUUUGUGCACAAAAACAAGCCCUUACAGUUCUUGCUCUAGUAUUCCAAUCCACAAAAAAAAGCAUAAUUACACUAAAUUAAUCAUAGGAAAGGGCAAUAAGUGGAACUUUUCCAGUUGGCACCAAAAUAUAAGAUGUGUCAUGACUAUUUUUAUUAUCAAUUACUGAAUUGGCAUUAGUAAAGACGAAUGGAAAACACUAAAAUUUUUAUGUUGCAAGCACAAGCAUCACCUGUGGUUUUAACUCCAAAAGUGUUUGUAUGAUCUCUAUAUGAUGAAACAUGUCUUCCAUGCCAUUAUUUUAACAUUUUGAAGAAAAUCAGAGAAAUCAAGUUUCAAAUAGAGUUCACGGCCAUCAAGCGCUGCCCAUUCUGGCCCCAUAUCACUUUGUGAUGUUUAGGUGUAGGGGCAUCUGUCCAAUCACACACUGGUUAAUUAGCUGGCACGUACACAGCAAUGGAUUCUCUCCAACUUGUUGCUCAGCACUGCCAUGCUGCAAAACCUUGCCACAGUCUGUGUGUUGUGCAUUCUGGAUUAUCCACCUCUAAAUGCUUUUGUUAUGUAGACACAAACAGUAUUUUAUUGUAAUUUCAGACAAAGGUUUUUGCAUCUAAAACACUACAAAUAUGUUGCCUUCUUUGUGACAUAACAACCCUGCUAAGUUUGAAGGAGAUUUCUAUUCUUUGUCUAAGUUGUAGUUGUGUGUUUCAUGCUGUGCUCAGUGAAUGUGUGUGUUCUAAAAUAUUUUGCAUUAAUCCCCAAAAUGGCACUUCUCUAACAGUCUAACUAAACCAACAGGUAAAGUAAAUUUGAAAAAGCAAACAAAAUUUACUUAGACAUUAUGAAGCAAAGGUCAGUUUCACCCUACAAAUGAGUGUAUGUUAAAGGUAUGUUUUACAUGUGGACAAAGGCUAAUUUUUAAAUGCUUGUAGUUGAUAGGAUGCUAUUUGUCAAUAGUAUUUAUUUUUCAACUAUGUAAAUCAGCUUGCUCCUGCAUGUAUCAAAAUAGAUGGCCCCAUUUCUUUUUUUAUAGCCUGUUUUUAAUGAUUGUUUAUAGGAUUUUCUAAUCAUACUUAUAUAGAAAACAGGAAAUUACUAUACAGCUGUCAGAAAAGUAUCAAAAUAAGAUUGAAACACAUGGGUAACUUUGUAAAUAAACAUGUACAUAACAGAAUACCUGCAAUAAAUUAAAAAAA
This is a messenger RNA of Dicentrarchus labrax (European seabass), 4380 nucleotides long. It is a transcript of the gene tbx5a, whose product is annotated as T-box transcription factor 5a. The transcript is spliced from 8 exons. The record is from RefSeq and is a predicted model, not a curated record. Gene Ontology annotation, cellular component: nucleus. Bases 25 to 1602 code for a protein of 525 amino acids. Lineage: Eukaryota; Metazoa; Chordata; Actinopteri; Moronidae. Gene Ontology annotation, biological process: positive regulation of DNA-templated transcription; pattern specification process; cell fate specification. Gene Ontology annotation, molecular function: RNA polymerase II cis-regulatory region sequence-specific DNA binding; DNA-binding transcription factor activity, RNA polymerase II-specific.